Mytilinidion resinicola is the source of this 939-nucleotide messenger RNA. Its product is annotated as thioredoxin-like protein. Gene Ontology annotation, cellular component: cytosol. Gene Ontology annotation, molecular function: thioredoxin peroxidase activity. Lineage: Eukaryota; Fungi; Ascomycota; Dothideomycetes; Mytilinidiales; Mytilinidiaceae. The transcript has 4 exons. The record is from RefSeq and is a predicted model, not a curated record. The coding region runs from base 1 to 939 and encodes 312 amino acids. Gene Ontology annotation, biological process: hydrogen peroxide catabolic process; cell redox homeostasis; response to oxidative stress.
AUGGCAGCACUCGCUAAAGUGCGUAUCGGCGAACACGCUCCAGACUUCGUAUGCGACGCUGUACUCGCCGGCCAGUUCAGAGAGAUUUCCCUCUCUUACUAUAAAAGCAACCGCCAAUGGCUGCUUCUUAUGUUCAUUCCAGCCACCUUCUCCUUCGUAUGUCCUUCGGAAGUUCUCGCUUUCCAGAACACCCUUGAUGAGUUCACCGACCGCAACUGCGCUGCGGCGUUUGUGUCUGUCGAUACCAAACACAGCCUCUGGCACUGGCAAAGCCUGCCACCACGAUUUGGUGGAUUAGGUAAGAUAGAUUUGCCGUUGCUGGCGGAUCCAAGCCAUAAGAUGAGCAAGGACUAUGGGUGCUUGAUCGAGGACGAAGGACUGAUAUUCAUUACCGAUCCGAGUGGGAUUAUUACCGUCAACAACCUCGCCGUCGGCCGCAGCGUCCUCGAAGCACUCCGCCUCGUCGAAGCCUUCCAAGCGGUCAUGAUCCACGGCGUGUUGUGCCCCGCGAACUGGGCCAUCGGCGCCGACACCAUCAAAGACGACUACGACGAGAGAUUCGCGCGCCUCCAGGCGGAAUUCGGCGACAUCGAAGUCGCAGACCUGGACGCUAAGCACGGGCUCUCGCGGACCGUGAGCAACAGCAGCGGGCAGAGCCACCGCGGUACGCCCUCAGUGAGAAGCCCGCUAUCGGCGAGCCGCAUACCAAGCGGCAAUGGGAGCUGGGCGAACGUCCAGCCGGCCAGGCACACCUGCGAAGGAGUUCCCGCCUUCGCCGGGACUGGACAAAGUACCGUCGCGGACGGUGAAUGGGAGCCUGAUUUUGCAGCAUCUGAGGGUGAAGUCGGAGACCCCGGGGUCGCCGGGCAGUGCUCCUCCUCAUCGAGGCCUCCCACCGCCCGCGGCGCAGGGCGCGACGAGGCUGCAGCAGACGUUUAA